AUGAACUUCACGGAGAAAGCAGUGGUCAAAUCAGCAAGCUCUUUUCAGAAACUGGAAAACAGAUCAUUACUACAAGUUAUUCUUGAAGUAGGAUUUGCGUUUGUUAUCCUCGUGUUGGCUGCACUAGGAAACUUUUUAAUGAUGGCAGUCAUGUAUAAGAAAACACAACUGCGGACGACACCCAACUUGUUUGUCCUCAAUUUAUCCGUGGGAAAUUUUCUCCUUGCUGGUGCAGUUCUCCCCGUUUUUAUCUGGACGCUGAUAAAAGGAAAAUGGACUUUUAGCAAGACAUUUUGUGAAAUUCACGGGUACCUGAACUAUCUAUUAUUUGCUAUUACUCUUUUCACUCUAACAGCAAUCAGUUUAAAUCGCUACAUAUUAAUUUGCUAUCCUGGCAGAUACCACGAGAAAUUUAACAAGAAGCUUGUGGUAAAAAUAAUCGCUGGUAUAUGGAUUUUGUGCAUAAUCUGCUGUACCCCGCCACUGUUUGGUUGGGGUCGUUUCAGCUUUAAUCCUCGCACAGCUCUAUGCCACAGCGACAAUACCAGUAACUCUUUUAAAUACGCGGCCAAUACCUUCAUGCUGCUAGACAUAAUCAUUGUGGUAUUUUGUAACAUCAAAAUUGCUCACGCAGUGAAAGCUCACCGUAGAAGAAUUGCUGUCAAGAGCAGAAAAUUAAAGAAUGAGACCCUAGGGAAUGACAAAGUUAUUAGCUCAAAUAAAUGUCGAACAGAGGCUGUAAAUGUCCUAGUUUUUCCAAAACUACAGGCCUGGCAGUCAUGUUUGAGUGGAAAUCCGACUGGGUCGAUCUCGCCGAGAUUUAUCUACGUUUCCCAAAGGCCGGAAGAGUCUAAUAUUGUUGAAGCGAAAAACGAGGCAGGCACUACCAAAACAGAAGAAAAGAAUAAAGAGACUCAUUUUUCGACCGUGUGCUUUAGAAAAAACAUUACAAAAGAGGUACAAAACAAGCCGCAACAGACACGAGAGCUACGCGGCGACGAGAUUCACAUAACCAGGACCGUAUCUCUGAUUGUCCUAGUUUUUUGUUGCUGUUGGCUUCCAUGUUUUAUCAUGGACAGUAUGGAUGCAUCUGGCUGUUACCCCCCAAGGAAUCUUCGAAUGGCAGGAAUUUACUUAAUCUUUCUGGACAGCGUUGUGGGGCCAUUCGUGUACGGUAUGAGAAAUAGAAAAUUGCGAAAAGCUUUCGUAGACAUUUUAAAAUGCGGUAACUAA
Messenger RNA from Porites evermanni, 1233 nucleotides. NCBI's taxonomy places the organism in Eukaryota, Metazoa, Cnidaria, Anthozoa, Scleractinia, Poritidae. The record is from the annotation of a GenBank genome assembly.